CCGCGGCCGCCCCCCGCGCCUAGGCGGCCCCGCGAUGCCCGCGCCCCGCCGGCUCUGAGCGCGGCGGGGCCAUGGAGGCGGCGGCGCUGGCGCGGGAGGGCGGCGGCCCGGCCCCCCCGCCCCACGAGCCCAUCAGCUUCGGCAUCGACCAGAUCCUCAGCGGCCCCGAGCCCCCGGGCGGCGGCGCGGGGCCGGCCCGGGCGGCGGGAGAGCCCGACUACGGGCUGUACGGCGGCGGCUACGGCCCCGCCUGCUCGCUCGGCUCCUACAACCUCAACAUGAGCAUGAACGUGAGCGUGAACGUGACCCCCGCGCCCGCCGCGCCGCCCGCCGGGGUCAUCCGCGUCCCGGCGCACCGACCCGCGCCCGCCGCGCCGCCCGCCGCGCCGCCGCCGGUGCCCGGGCUCUCGGGGCUCACCUUCCCCUGGAUGGAGACGACGCGGCGCAUCGCCAAGGACCGGCUCUCAGCCGCGCUGUCGCCCUUCGCGGCGACCCGGCGCAUCGGGCACCCCUACCAGAACCGCACGCCGCCCAAGCGCAAGAAGCCGCGCACCUCCUUCAGCCGGGUGCAGAUCUGCGAGCUGGAGAAGCGCUUCCACCGCCAGAAGUACCUGGCCUCAGCCGAGCGUGCCACUCUAGCCAAGGCCCUCAAGAUGACGGACGCCCAGGUCAAAACCUGGUUCCAGAACCGCCGCACCAAGUGGAGGAGGCAGACGGCGGAGGAGCGCGAGGCGGAGCGCCAGCAGGCCAACCGCUUGAUGCUGCACCUGCAGCAGGAGGCCUUCCAGAAGAGCCUGAGCCAGCCGCUGCCCCAGGACCCGCUCUGCAUGCACAACUCCUCCCUGUACGCCCUGCAGAACCUGCAGCCCUGGGCCGAGGACAAUAAGGUGACGUCCGUCUCAGGGGUGGCCUCCGUGGUGUGAGGUCCCUGUGUGGCAGAGGGGGACUGCCUGCGCACCUUGGGGACUUUGAACUUGUCAGGAGGAGGCUGUGGGCAGCAGGAGCCUGGCAGGGUGCAAGCCAGCACCUCUGUCCCGUGGCAGGGAGGGGGCUGCUGCUUCCUGGGCACUCCCCUGAGCGGCAGCCCCCUCCCCAUGCCCACGCCCCCUGGGCACUGGCCCUCUCCGGGCCCCAACGCUGCCCCAGGUGAGCGGUGGCCAUGGGCAGGUGGACUCCAAAGCCCCGACGACCCCUGCCUGGAGCACCACGACCCAUGGGCAGCCCCGCGCCCACAGCCUCCGGGGGAGCCCGUGCACUGGGCCCCUCUCCCCACGUGCCUCUGCCGGCCCUGGACCAUCUGCAGGAGCUGCCCGCUCCCCCCAGCUCCCCGGGGCCUGGUGCCCCCCAUCAGCAGCUCUCCCGGCCAGGCUGCCCCCGCUGCUCCACCACCAUCCUGCUGGGGAGGGCAGAGCCCAGGGCGCAGGCAGCCUCCCCCAGACUUGCACAUUCCCAGUGCUGGAAACUUGCCGCUGCCCUUGUGAGCAGGUGUUGGGGUGGAUGGCGUCCUCACAAGCACCGGCCUUACCCGAGUUGGAGUUCAUCAUCUGGGGAUCCCAGGGCUGGUGAGGAGCCCCAGCCCCUCUGUCCUCUGAGCAGACAGACAGACGGAGCUUCUCUGCCGCAGGGCAGGACCUCCUGGUGCUGCUGCCCCCACCGCCUCCUGCAGUGCUGGCCCUGGACACUGGGCACAGGGUCCCUGUACCUGCCAGCGGGCAGCAGCACCCGGCCAGAGGCUGCCCCCUCCAGCCUCUGCUCCCUGGGGACACCUCCGCCUCCUCCCCACGCUGCCUGUCCUGGUGUGGGACUGACCCCUUGGUGUGGUGAGGCGCAGAGCGUGCAGGCAGUGGGGUCUGCUGGGGUCUCUGCUGCAGAACCCCUGGUCCAGAGAACUUCUGGCCCACGACCUGGCCCCUCCUGAGGCAGGACCGGCACCAGGGCGCAGACCUGAGCCCCUCAGCCCUGCUCCAGCUCCAGCCCUGACCGGGAUGGAGCACAGCUCAGGCAACGUGGUGCCGGGACACGGGGACCCCCCCUCCCGGGCCAGCUCCAGAUGGGGUCCCCGGCUGCUGAUGGGUCGUGAUGACCUGCCUCUGCCCCUGCCCUUGACCUUGACCCCAACCCCGGCCCUAUGCCCCGCCCUGCCGCUGUCCAUGGUGCUGCCCGGGACCCGAUGGGGCGCACGGGGGCACCCUCCAGGACCGGGGGUGCCGGCAGGGCGCUGCCCCCACCCGGGGCUUGGAGGCGGGCAGGGCGGCGUCCCGCCGGUGCCGGCAGCACCACCGGGGGGGGGCGGGCAGCCGGUGCCGGUUUCCCGGGGGCGGGAUUGGCUGCGGCCCCGUGACGCGGCCCCGUUUACCGGGAGGCGGGGGGGGGGGGCGGGAGCCGCUGCGGCGCCGCCGCAGAGCCUCCGGGAUGAGCGCGGCCGGCCCCGGCGGGGGGGAGGAGGACGGCUCCGCCGCCUGCGCGCUGGGCUGGCCCGGGCCCCGCUGCCGGCCCCGCUCCCGGGGCGGCGAGGCGGUGCUGCGUGCCCGCGCCGAGGCGGCCGGGUACCGGCGGCUGCUCCGCGCCCGCGCGGCGGAGGUGGAGGCGCUGCGCGGGGCCGUGGGGGCUCUGCACCGGCAGCUGGAGGGGCUGCGCGACCGCCGCAGCGGGGAGCUCGCCAAGUACCAGGAGCGGGUGGCGGAGCUGGAGCGGGAGAUCGGCGAGGCGGAGCAGGAGAUGGCGCGGUGCCUGCGCGAGUACCCGGCGCUGCUGCGGCUCCGGAUGGCGCUGGACGCGGAGAUCGCCGCGUACCGGGAGAUGCUGGAGGGGGAAGAGCUGCGCCUGGGCUCCGUGGCCCCGCCGUGACGGGACCCCCGGCCCCGCCCCCGCGCUGCGGGACCCCGGACUGCCGGGCCCCGCCGGACCCCCAGGCCCCCGGCCCGCUGCGCUGGGGGGUGCCCCGAGCUCCCGCUGCCCCGCGCCUCGGGACAACCCCCGGAUUCCCGAGCCGUGGGACCCCCGGACUCCCGGAACCCCCCGUCCUUUGGACCCCCUCGCCACGGGACUCCCCGGACUCCGGGGACCCCCGGGCACCUGGGCUGCCCAGACCCCCGCCCCAGGAGGCCCCGGCACCCCAGGAGGGCAGCGCCCGCCGGGCCGCCCACUCUCACCAGCCUCUCCAGAGCAGCAGCAGGGCUUGGGGUCCUGGCCCCGACCUGCGCGGAAGCACCUCAAUAAAGGCCCCGUGGCAUUACCCAGUG
Molecule: messenger RNA, 3242 nt
Organism: Anas platyrhynchos (mallard)
Lineage: Eukaryota; Metazoa; Chordata; Aves; Anseriformes; Anatidae
Gene: TLX2
Product: T cell leukemia homeobox 2
Biological process (GO): regulation of transcription by RNA polymerase II; animal organ development
Cellular component (GO): nucleus
Molecular function (GO): RNA polymerase II cis-regulatory region sequence-specific DNA binding; DNA-binding transcription factor activity, RNA polymerase II-specific
Source: RefSeq, a predicted model, not a curated record